This is a messenger RNA of Magnolia sinica, 2595 nucleotides long. Its product is annotated as disease resistance protein At4g27190-like. The coding region runs from base 166 to 2469 and encodes 767 amino acids. The record is from RefSeq and is a predicted model, not a curated record. Lineage: Eukaryota; Viridiplantae; Streptophyta; Magnoliopsida; Magnoliales; Magnoliaceae. Gene Ontology annotation, molecular function: protein binding; ADP binding. The transcript is spliced from 2 exons.
AGCCAAAUAACUAAAAUAGAAGAGGAUUGUAGAAAAGUAGGGAGAUAUUUAUUACACUCACGUGUAGCAUCGGGAAAUUUUGUCAUAAAGAAGAUUGAAGAGGUGGUGAAGCUUAAGGAGAAAGGUCGAUUUUCAGAAGGGUUACUUGCUGAUCUAUUACCUGAAAUGAGAAUUAUGCCGACGACGAAACUGGUGGGUAGAACGACAGCUGAAAGAAAUUUGGAACAGAUUUGGGAGUCAUUAAUGGACCAUGAGGCCAGAAUUAUUGGUGUCUAUGGUAUGGGGGGCGUGGGCAAAACCACCAUCAUGAGACACAUUUACAAUAGAAUAAAGAGCCAAAAAAUUUGGGUGACGGUUUCUAAUGAUUCUAGUAUUGAGAGAUUGCAAAAUAGCAUUGCACAAGCAAUAGGAUUGGAUCUUUCCAAUGAACACGAUGAAAUGAGAAGGUCCAUGAAAUUGUUCGAGGCUUUGAAGCGUAGGGAGAAGCUCAUUGUCAUCUUUGAUGAUGUGUGGGAUUCAUUUCCAUUGGAAAUGGUAGGGAUUGCCGAGGACAUGGCAUGCAAAAUAGUAUUGACUACUCGAUCAAAAAAUGUGUGCCGAGCUAUGAACUGCCAAAAAACGUUUGAAGUGAAGGUUCUCUCGACAGAAGAAGCAUGGGAAUUAUUUAAGGAAAAGCUUGGAGUUAAUGCGGUGCUUUCUUCUGAGGUAGAACAGAUUGCGAAGCUUGUCACUAAAGAAUGUGCUGGUUUGCCACUUGGAAUCAUCACAGUAGCAAGUGCAAUGAGAGAAAAGAAUGAUAUUAGAGAAUGGAGAAAUGCAUUAGAGGAGUUACAAUGCUCAACGAUGGAUAUCGAAGGCAUGGAUGAUAAAGUUUUUCGAAUUUUGAAAUUUAGUUACGAGCGAUUAAAAAAUGAGAAGAUUCAAUCUUGUUUCUUGUAUUGUGCUUUGUUUCCAGAGGACUAUGAAUUCUCUCCUAAAAAGUUGGUAAGGUAUUGGAUGGCAGAAGGAUUGAUAGAUGAUAUGGGAGACUGGGGAAAGGAAAUUGACAAAGGACACACAAUAUUAAAUGGACUGAUAGAUGUUUGUAUGUUGGUAAGGAGGUCUCCUUCUUGUGUAAUAAUGCAUGAUUUAAUAAGAGAUUUGGCCAUUAGUAUUACAAGGAAGAGCCCUCGGUUUGUGGUCAAGGCUGGGAUCCAAAUAAGGAGAUCAAUUGGUACAGAAGAAUUCCCUGAAGAUGCUGACAGAAUAUCAUUUAUGAGAAAUGUUGGGGGCAAAAAUACAAGGUCCAGGAGGACGAACCAGACAAUUGCAUCAACAAGAAAUAAAAUUGAAAUGCUUUCAGGCGAACCAAACUGCCCAAAACUCUCCACAUUGUUGUUGAGAGAGAAUCUUCUCUGGGGCAACAUUUCUCAUGAGUUCUUUAAUCGCAUGAACAGCCUCAGAGUUCUCGACCUCUCUGACACUCAGAUUAAGUAUUUGCCAGCAUCAGUUUCAAACUUGGAGAACCUGCAUGCACUCUUACUAAAUAGAUGUAGAAGGUUAAGGGAGGUACCGUCCUUAGCAAAGCUCAAGCGUCUAAGAAUUUUGAACCUCUUUGAUACUGACAUCAAAGAAGUGCCAGAUGGUAUGGAAUGUUUGGUUAACCUUAAACAGCUUUAUGUUUCGUUUGAAAAUGUUGUUGGUUGUAAUUCAUUAGUGCUUCCUGAUGGUAUUGUCAAGUUGGAGAUGGAGGGAUGCGAUCUGUCAAGCUUACCCUGCCUCUCUCACUUGCAACGCGUACAGAAAUGUAGUAUCGGACACAGUAGCAUGGAGUGGUUGUUGCCAAUAAGAGACGACAGCACCAUAACGUCUUUACCCUCAAUACGGAAACUGUCUCUACAAUGGCUUCCGAAUUUGAGGGGUCUGUGUGAGGGAUUCUUGCGACCUGGCUCAUUCUCAUGCCUCAAAAUCAUGCGUGUCAUCGGAUGCCAAGUAUUGGAGAAUCUCAUGUCACUUGAAUUGUUUCAGCACCUCCAAUGCCUCGAAUACAUUCAUAUUCAAGCAUGCAGUAAGAUGGAGGAGGUGAUAAAAGGAGGAGAAGAAGCUAUGGUUGAAGAAGAAGGUGAUAACAAUAACAAUAACAAUACCAUCCAACUCCGAAAGUUGAGGAAGUUGAUAUUGAGAAAUUUACGGAAAUUGAAAAGCAUUUGUAAGCAGGUAAUCAUUUGCCCUUCCCUGAAUAGGAUUGUUAUAGAAGGUUGUCCUCGGCUGAAGAAGAUCCCUCUUUCCUUGGACAACUCAUCGUCCGUUAAGAAAGGAGGGAUAGAAGGAAGCAAAGAAUGGUGGGAUGCAUUGGCGUGGGAUGAUCCCAACACCCAAACACUCCUCCAACCUCUUUUUCAUGAAGUUCGUGAAGUGGAAGGACUUGGAAUGAAAAGAAGAGCAGAAGAAAAUUUAGAAGAGGUUGCUUCGACGUCACGGCAGCGGUAAUCUCCUCAUUAGGAUGGACUUUGGAUUUUUAUUUUAUUUUUUAGUAAAUUUGGUAUUUUAAAUUUAAAAUAAGUAUGGUUGAGAAAUGUAUUGUUAGUAAGAAUGGGUUGUGUUCUUCUUCUUCUC